GCAUUAUUAAAAUGCUGAAAAAUUUGUCAAACACCGUCUACGGAUUAGCGUGAUAGACUCCCAUUGAUUUUAUUUGUUCCCUCCAUAAAUCCAUCAAUUUUCCGACGAACUCGGCUUAGGAAAUGGAGGCGUCAUUCGUAUCUAGAGCAAAGACGGCCUUCCAUUCUGCGGCAGCUAAAGCGGAGAAAGUUUUCACUGAUAUCAAAAAAUCUGAUCUCAUCAACGAUACAGAUUCGGAUAAGCAAUCGCUGGCGACGUCAACAAGCGAGAUUUCAGACGAUAAGGACGAGUCUAAGGACGAAAAGAAUUCAAGGCGGAGGCCUCCACCAAUAAAGGCAAAGCAGGACUGGCAGGAGAGGUUUAAGAACAUAAGAAUAGGCAAAAGAGGAACUGAGUGCACUGACAAAGCUGAAAGUCCAGGAAUGGCAUAUGCAAUUUUUGAUGAAAAUAUUUGCUUCAUGAGUGAGAGGGAAAUACCUAAUUCAAAGGAAUCUGAAUCAGGUUCGACGAUGGAAGAUUCAAAACUUCGGGACAGAGAUAUCAUUCCUCCAGCCUCUGUCAUGAAGCAAUUAGCUGUAGUUGUUGAGGCUGGAAAGAGGUAUAUUACAAUGAAAGACUUCCUAGCUUCAUCCAGAGGUUCCUCACCCAUCAUGGAGAGGGCUAGCUUAAGCUUGUCAGCAGUAAAGUCACUAGUGCUACGUGAAAAAGAUGACAAAUUUGCCGGUGAAUUUGGUGCGGAUGACAAAGUCUUGUCUCUUAUCAAUUUACUGCUAGAUGCAGAAGGACAUAUUCCUGGAAGCAAGGUAGAUUCUGCAAAUGCUUCAUCUUUGCCUAAGGAUCUUCAUGGUGCUCCUCCUGAAAGUUUUAUUGUUAAUCUUGCUGAUGUAACUGGACGUAUGAAAUCACUGCGUAAAAUGGCAUUAUUAUGGUGCAAAAUUGUUGUUGAAUUGAGGAGGCUGUGGUCUGAAGGACAAUAUAUCCCUGGCAUUCCUCCAGAUCAAAUUCCGGACCUAAAUUCAUGUCUUUUGUAUCAGCAACUCCAGGUUAUUAACCGUUGCAUUUCCAGAAAAAAACGACGCAUUGCAGCCACUGAAUCGUUGGAUUUGGUUGUUAGACUAGCAAGUUCAAAUACUGAUGUUCUUGUUGAUGAGAGCACUCUUCCUGCAACUCCCAUCUUGUACGCUAAAGUUAGCACAGGAGAAUUAAUUCUUCGGCUAGGAGUGGACAGCCGAUCUGAUCUAACAAUGCUGGAAACGGGUGAACCUAUAUAUACUCCAGUAAUGCAGGAAGAACCUUUGCUAACAGAAGAUCUAAUCAAAGAAACAGAGGAGCUGGUGCUCCGAACAGGGAGUCUUGGAGCUGGGUGCUCUCAACUCCUUUCUGACAUGCAGGCUUUCAAGGCAGCAAACCCUGGGUGUAUAUUAGAAGAUUUCGUUAGAUGGCAUUCUCCUCCUGAUUGGAUGGAAUGUGAAACGCUUGAUGCUAAUGACUCAUUGUCUGGAAGAGGCCAACUCAGUACUCGAAUGCAGAAAGAAGGCAACUUGUGGCGCGAACUAUGGGAAACCUCAAAGCCAGUGCCGGCUGUUAGACAAACUCCUCUCUUUGAUGAGGAUUUGGCAGUGGAAAGUAUUCUGGAUAAUUUAGAGGAUAUAUCGCCCCCUGAGCUUUUCAAGCAGCUGUUUAUAUCUCUUUUGGGAUCAGGGUUUGUAACUGCUGAGGCCACCCUCUCCAACAAUUCAAAUUUGUCGAAGCUGUUCAGUGAUUGUAAAGAAUAUGUCAUUGUCACCUGUCAAAGAAGCAACUGGGUUGACAAAGUUGAUGAAUUGUGCCAGGUCUACGAGACUGUAGAGACAAUGGUACUCAGUCCAGAUGAAGUCAUAAGGAUCACAUUUCAACCUGAAGAACCUUCAGCUGCGCCUGCGAAUGAACUAAAAAGUCGAUUCAAAAGGCUUAGCCUCAUAUUCAGAAACAAGGACAAACUAUCACCGCGAGACCAGAAGAACGAGGAGGAGAGUCCAUUACGCCAACCAUUCUCAUCCAUAUUUUCAAAGAAACCUCCUAAGCCCGACAGUUCAUCUCCAGAUAAACCUGUUACUUCCGUCGAAAAUGACUGGACAAUUGUAUAACAACUGUUUUAUUUGUUGUUGUUCAUUAUGCAACUGUAAAUGGAUGUUACUAGUUUAGGCACAGAGACCCGAUGAAUAUUCCAGCAUUGUGAGUUUCCGCUGAUGCUUGUGACGAAACGGUUAAUAGAAGAAUCUUAGUGUAUUUAAUAUGAUGGAAGUUAUUUUUCAUGAAAAACAUUUUUCCGAAACAUGUUUUUCAUGAAAAAAUAUUCCUCAAGGAUGCUUGCAUAAAGUUUAAUACCGGUAAUUACAAAUAUAUAUGGUAUUUCCAACGUGAUAUUCUUUUUGGAUGCAAGGAAAUCUAAUUUGUAUAGGAUUAUAAAUUAGGUAUUUUUGUUAAUUGUGGGUGCCUCCUUCCUCCUUUUUCUUGUUUGCAACAUUAUGGGUCAGGAAAACGUAGAGAUGCUGGAGGAAUCAAGCGAAUACGAUCACAGAGAGCUGAACAAGAAGCAGGAGCUUUUCUAUUUUGAUCCAAUAA
Molecule: messenger RNA, 2604 nt
Organism: Solanum dulcamara
Lineage: Eukaryota; Viridiplantae; Streptophyta; Magnoliopsida; Solanales; Solanaceae
Exons: 14
Coding region: 123-2126 (667 amino acids)
Biological process (GO): positive regulation of GTPase activity
Molecular function (GO): GTPase activator activity
Source: RefSeq, a predicted model, not a curated record